AUGGAUGGCGGCGACGCAGCCGGCGAAGGCGGUGGAGCUGAGGUUUUGGAGUUGGAUUUGGCGCCAGAUGGUGAAGCUGGUGGUCCUCUCCAGAACGCCGCGGCUGCGGGCGAAGUGCGAGUUGAUGAAGCAGUUUUGGAGCCUGCUUACGAUGGCCGGCCGGGGACGGGACUUCAAGGUGAGGCGCACGGAAGCCACGGAAGCCAAGGUGGUACGGUGAGCCGUGAUGGCGAGCUUGUGCCACCCUCUGGCGGGCAGCGACCUGUGCUUGAGGUUCCGGAACCGUCCGGGGCGGGUGAUCCGCAUGCGAGAAAUGAGGACGCUACUGGAGUUGUAGAAGAUGUGAGGAAUCGUCCUUCGAGAACCUCUUCGGUGGAGCGCAGAACUGAAGAUGUGUCGACUAUUUCUCGCUCGUUGAACUACAUGACCGGUCUGCUUUCGACGUUGGUGAGUCGGAUGGACAGGGUGGAGCAAUGGCAGUCUGCUAGCGGCUCUCUGCCGGGACAGCAGGCGCACAGCGUGGAUGGUGACACGGGAACUCCUGUGGCUACAACCCCUGCGACGGCCACCUCUGGCAGACCUGGCGGAAUGGGCUGGGUGGACUCAGAGCGUCUGAGUAGACACCUGGCUCAGCUAAGCGUGGGAGAAGGAGGAUCAGAGAUGCCGAGUGCGAUGCUCAGCAUGAGGCCUCUCAGUUCGACGGCAAGGAUCCUGGAAGGAACUUUCAGCAGUGACAGCAGCACCACUGCGAUGAGGAGGGCUGAGGAAGCCCGUCGAGGGGUUCCUGGGGCACUACUGGGACCGCUGGCUCUUGCGAAUCAACCUUUUGGGGUGACUUCAGAAGCAAUGGAGGUGGACUCUGGUCCGGCCGCCGACAAUGUGGACCUCACAGUGGGGCUCAGGGGAAGUGGCUACUUCGUCGCCGCCUCGACCGCUGGGUCCUCCCACGACUUUGUCGCCUCAGCGAACGUCUGGGCCUCGGAGUAUGACCUCGCCGCCAGGAAUGUCAGGGCCUCUGGGUAUGACUUCGCCUCCAGGAAUGUCGGGGUCUCUGAGUAUGCCUCCUUCCCAAAGUUUGAUGGAUUCUUCGAGGAACUCCCAGGGGGAUUCGCGUUCUAUGUCAAGAAACCUGAGGGCUAUGGAAUCUCCGAGUAUGUGGCCGGAGCCACGGCGAUUCCGACCACCACCUGGGAAGAGGAGGAGACUCUUCGGUUGUUUCGUGAAGCCGGGGAUCUUGGGAGAUAUGUUGGGAGUUGUGGAAGGGAAGCGACCCAGGGCUCUCCGGUUUCGGUGUCUGGUUUGCUUCCGCCGUCUUCGCAGCCUACUACCUCUGCGCCUUGCAUGCAGCUCACGGGCCAGGUUAUUGGGGCUCCUUCUACAGGGCUAGCUUGUGUACGUGGACAGUGGCUGCCGUACUCCAUGGUGCAAGGGCAGAUGGUGGUGCAAUUCGAGCCGGAGGGUGUGAGGAAUGUGACAGCUGCGACUACAGUGAAUGCUACUACCGAGAGCUGUAGUAUCCCACCUCCGCCUCCACCUUUACCUCCCCCUGGGACGCCGAGGAUUGGAACCAGUGGAGGAUCAUCUUCUACGCCAGGUGGGACUCCGAUUCCGCCUUGGUCUCCAGCGACGAGUGCACCUGCUCCUCCUGAUCACCCGCCGGCUACUUCUAUGGCAGCUUCGGCGAAUGAUGCAGGCUUGAGCGAGGAGCCCUCGAAGCUAGUGACAAAGCUUCCUUCGCUGGCGAGUGCGAGGGGAGGAGAUGCUGCGGUGAUUGCUGGGGAUUGGUUGGCUCAGCUGGAGCCUUCGAUGUCUUCGUUGAGUACCAGCGCGGUACUUUGGUGGAAGCAACUGAUGGAGAGAGUGAAGGGCCUCUACUCUACGUGGUUGGAGAGUGCCCCGGUCACUCGGCUGUCGCUGAGGCAGUCGGUCCUCAGCCAGAGGCCGGCUCAGGAUCGCUAUCAGCGUGUGGAGCAGAGGGCAGCGGUUUUGCUGUUGGAGAGCCUUCCAGAAGAACUUCGGCACGAGGUGGUGUCGGUCCGGGCAGUGACGGUUGAGGCGAUGAUCUUCUUGGUCCAUUGCGCCUACCAACCUGGAGGCGCUGGCGAGAAGGCGCACCUGCUGCAGUUCUUGACGUCGCCGGAGGUGGGGUCAGGAUUGGAAGGGACUCUUCAGUUGGCGAGGAAGUGGGUGCGACUUCUACGAAGAGGGACUGAGUUGCAGCUCGUUUUGCCUGACCCGCAGCUUGACUUCAAGGCCACACUCAGGGAUGCCGAGGACUUCGCCUAUUUGGUGGUUGGCGAGUUGGAGGCGGCUUUGCUGGCUCAGCCUUUACCGGCUCCCCCGAAGGUGGCGCGCAUGGAAGAGGGAAAGGGCUCCGAUGAUGGACCAAAGGGCAAAGGAAAAGGCAAGCAGCAGAAGCCGUGUUGGGCUUGGCAAGACGGCAGUGGAUGCAAGUUUGGCAGCCGCUGCAUGUUCCAGCAUGCGGCUCUUGGUCCUGGAAGAUGCUGGGAGUGCGGAGCGGAGGGCCAUCUGAAGCCGCAGUGCCCGAUCCUCGGUCAAGGGGGGAAUGCUUCUGGUGGCGGUGGUGGUGUCGGAAAUCAAAAUUCGUCGUCUCAGUCUGGCCAAGCGAGUGGAAAGGGUACUGGAGGAGCUGCUUCUGGGGCUCCGUCUUCUUCGGCGGCAACUUCGGGGUCUGCGAACGCUGAGGAGAAGCCGAGGAAGAACAAGAAGAAGGGCGGUGGGAAAGACAAAGGUGCCAAACAAGAUGCGGUGCGGAAGGCUGAGGAGGAAGCUGGCACUGAGGAUCAGAAUCGUUCUGCCGCUGCUCCACCAGUGCAGGAGGACACCGCAGCGCGGAGUGAGUUCUUUGAGGAGGCGACAAAGGCACUGAAGUCUUUGCGGCUGGCCAAGCUGACGGUGAGAUCCUUGCAGGGCUCUUUUGGAAGCGGUGGCAGGGCCCUGGUCGAUUCUGGGGCAACGACUUCUAUGAGGACGGCUCGCCCGAAUGAGGUUCGGGGACUACCGCUUCGCAAGGUCUCGCUGGCGGAAGGGGAGACCACCUUUUAUCAGCUUCCAGGAGGUACUCUCCUAACUACCAAGGAGGUUGCCCCGAUCGUGGCGAUGAGCGACUUGAUGGAGAUUGGCUGCCGUGUGACCUGGUGCAGUGAUGAAGGGUGUAAGGUGGUUCAUCCAGUUCGGGGUGAUCUUGGAGCUCGGGUGAUCAAUGGAUGUCCAGAGGUGGAUGAGCAGGUCGGCUUGGAGCUGAUCGCGGAAGCGGAGCAAGUCAAGUUGAGAAGGCGUGAAGCUGAGCUGGCGGUCAAUCGGCUCGUGGAGGGAACGGAGAAGCUCCGGCUUGGAGCUUGGAAGCUGGAUUGGGAGUUUGGGGCGAAGGCUGUGAAGGAUCUUCGCAAUGGUGUGGGUCUGUCGUGGGCCUGGCUACAUCAGAUGUUUCCUGAGGCGCCGUCGUGGUUGGUGUCGGCGAUCCCGGUUGUGGCCGGAACUGAUGGCGACAGUGUGCCGUGGAACCGACAUGAGCGCAAGCGGUGGAGGAGGGCUUCGGCGGUCGCGGUCCAUCUCUUUUGUGGUCGUGAUCGAUCUACGUGGAAGUCUCGAGCUGAAGCGGCUCAUGUGGUGACGGUGGACCGGGCGGAGGAUCUCAUGUCGGACCCCACCUAUGCGGCUCUGUUGGAGUUGGCCCUGUCUGGAAAGGUUAAGACGGUCUUCGGUGGACCGCCGCCCCGUACCUUCAUGGCUCCUGGCGGUGUUGCGGGAGUGGGAGAAGGACCUCGACCUCUACGGGAUCGCGAUGGAAAGGGUCGGUGGGGUCGUGAUGGCCUCAGUGAGUGGGAGACCUGGCGUGUGAAGCAGGAUACCGUGAUGAUCUUCAGGAUGGUUUUCCUGUGGAUGGUGGCUACCGCUACCGCGAGGGCCAAUGGUGAGCGGGAUGCGGAUUUCAUGUUGGAGCACCCGGAGGACUCCCAGGAGGUCUUGAAGGAUGGCGGCCUCCCUUCGUUGUGGGCGUUUCCGGAGAUCCAGUUCUUGAAGGAUGAAAUGAAAUGGUUCUGGUGGAAGUUCGACCAGGGUCCUCUCGGGCAUCCUCGAAGGAAGCCUACACGUGUUCUGGGAUCGGUGCAGUGCCCUCGCGAACUGCGUGAUGUUCGGGGACCGUCUACGGUGUCCGAGGAGGAGCGGGGCCAUGAUGGCGAUGGGUUUCGUUCAGUGACGUGGGCGGACUGGGCUCCGGGCUUAAAGCAAGCGAUGAAGCGCGUGGUGGAGGAGAGCCUGGCAGGGUCCGCUUUGGAGUCCAUUAUGAAGAUGGACCAGUCCUUCUUGGAGCACCUUCAGAGGGACCACAUGCCGUUUCGGCGAGACUGCAAGGCGUGCUUAGCAGGCCACUUCCGGGGACACGUUCAUCGUCGUGUGGUGGCUCCGGAUGCUUGGACCUUGAGUCUGGAUCUUGUGGGACCAACCAGACAAGGCUCCGAUGAGUAUGUUCGGAAGAUUCGCUAUGGGCUUGUUGGGGUUCUGGUUGUCCCGGAUGCCCUCGGCAAGAUCCUUCAGCCUUCGGACCCAGAUGGUGAGGAUGAAGGUGCCGGAGUGGGACUGGAUCCAGUUUGUGAUGAGGAGGCCCCUGAGGAGGGCGACGGGGAUGCGGCGGAUUCUCCAGUGGAAAAGGAAAGGAGCGAGCGGGAAAUGGCGAAGUGGAAGGCGCGCGUGGACAAGGAGAAGCUCCCUUGUCGACGUGUUGGCCCUUAA
Molecule: messenger RNA, 4755 nt
Organism: Symbiodinium sp. CCMP2592
Lineage: Eukaryota; Dinophyceae; Suessiales; Symbiodiniaceae
Source: the annotation of a GenBank genome assembly